Oppia nitens is the source of this 1452-nucleotide messenger RNA. Its product is annotated as solute carrier family 52, riboflavin transporter, member 3-A-like. Gene Ontology annotation, molecular function: riboflavin transmembrane transporter activity. Bases 77 to 1426 code for a protein of 449 amino acids. Gene Ontology annotation, biological process: riboflavin transport. The transcript has 4 exons. Lineage: Eukaryota; Metazoa; Arthropoda; Arachnida; Sarcoptiformes; Oppiidae. Gene Ontology annotation, cellular component: plasma membrane. The record is from RefSeq and is a predicted model, not a curated record.
AUAAGCGAUAGUUUGGUGUAAUAAUAAAGGUAUCACUUAUUUAGUGCCUUAAAGUGUUGUUAUAUUAGUAGAUAUUAUGUCUAAAAUAGCAUUCAAUGAAAGGGUUGUUUUGGUCGAUAUAUUGGCCAUACUUUUCGGUAUUAGUUCUUGGAUUGAAGUGAAUGGCGUUUGGGUGGAGACACCGAUUCUUGUCCAACGAUUGCCCGAAAGCUGGAAUUUGGCCGCUUAUGUAGUGGUCAUCACUCAGUUGGCUAACAUCGGGCCAAUCAUCUACUCUAUACUGAAGUUUAAAUUUACAUUAAAGUCCAUUGAAAGUCCGGCCAUUCACGUGACACUACUAAUCGGUUCGCUGUCCUGUCUAUUAUUGAGUGUGUUUUGGGACCGAAUCACCGAAAUCAAUGGAAACCCACAUUCGGUGGCAUUUCUUGUAUUGGUUACACUGUUGGCUGUUGUCGACUGUACGACAUCUGUAUUAUACUUACCAUUUAUGGCACACUUUAAAUCAAAGUAUUUGAUGUCAUAUCUGAUCGGACAAGGAUUGAGUGGACUCGUGCCCAGUGUUGUGGCCCUUAUUCAAGGAGUCGGUGGUAAUCCCAAGUGCGUGAACUCGACAACAGAUCCCAACAAAGUUAUCCCCGAAUAUUCUGAUCCACGAUUUUCUGUCAAUGUUUUUAUGAUAUUUCUAAUGGUUAUGGUUUUAGUCAGUUGGUUGGCAUUCAUUCUUCUCAAUCACUAUAAGUUAUGCCAAACAGAAAGAGUCAGCCAUAAGGAUGAUAGCGACGAAAUCAAUAGACUUCGAGCGGUCACUAAUAAUGAAGAGUCGGAUUCAAAUUGCGAGAAAAGCAGUGAAGAAUCGGCACUUAAAUUAGAAAAACGUUUAAAACAAACAAAUGACAGAAAUAUAAGUCGUCACUCUUUCGGUGUUUUAUUGAUAACUCAGGCCUACAUCUGUGCCCUCACUAAUGGAGUUCUUCCGAGUAUUCAAAGCUACAGUUGUCUGCCAUAUGGAAAUACAACCUAUCAUUUAACAGUAACCCUAUCAUCAAUAGCUAACCCGAUUGCCUGUUUCAUUGCAUUUUAUAUAAAGCCAUCGAUAAUUAAGCGAACACUUCCCGCUGUUAUAAUUGUGGGUACAGUUUGUGUCGCUUAUAUCAUUGUAACUGCAGUAAUGAGUCCAACGCCGCCACUUCAAGACCUGAUCUCUGGUAAAGUAUUGAUAGUAUUAGUCUGGAUUGCAUUCACGGCUUUGUUUUCCUAUUCUCGCGCUUGUAUUGCAACUAUUCUUCGCAAUACAAGCACUGGACACAAAUCUCUAUUCUUCUGCGGUAUAUUCACUCAAAUUGGUUCUACAUUUGGAGCCAUAUUUAUGUUUGUCUUAACCAAUUACAGUACCAUUUUUGUGCCAUUUUAUCCGUGCAAUAAUUAAAUUUAGUUUUUUUCAAAUAUAAAAAC